Molecule: messenger RNA, 1769 nt
Organism: Corapipo altera (White-ruffed manakin)
Lineage: Eukaryota; Metazoa; Chordata; Aves; Passeriformes; Pipridae
Gene: IRF5
Product: interferon regulatory factor 5
Biological process (GO): immune system process; regulation of transcription by RNA polymerase II
Cellular component (GO): nucleus
Molecular function (GO): RNA polymerase II cis-regulatory region sequence-specific DNA binding; DNA-binding transcription factor activity, RNA polymerase II-specific; protein binding
Source: RefSeq, a predicted model, not a curated record
GGGCGGUCCCAGCCGGUCUCGCCCCACACCCACGCCCGGCCCCGCGUGCGGAAGCUCCGGGCGGCGGCCCCGGGACCGGCCCCGAGCGCAGACCAUGGACCCCCCCCGGCGCGUUCGCCUCAAGCCCUGGCUGGUGGCCCAGGUGAGCAGCCGCCGCUUCCCGGGGCUGCGCUGGCUCGACCCCGAGCAGCGGCGCUUCGUCAUCCCCUGGGGACACGCCACCAGGAACCCCCCGGGGCCGCAGGACCACGACACCAUCUUCAAGGCGUGGGCGCAGGAAACGGGCCGGUUCCGGGCCGGGGACCCCCCGGACCCGCCCCGCUGGAAGGCCACCCUGCGCUGUGCCCUCAACAAGAGCCGCGAGUUCCGGCUGCUCCUGGACGGGCCCCGCGCGUCCCCGGCCCAGCCCUUCCGCGUGUACGAGCUCUGCGAGGGGCCCCCCGGGGGCGCAGAUGGGGGGGACGAGGAUGACUAUGGCUGCAGUGGGGAGGAAGACGUCAGCCAGCUGCAGAAGAUGACAGCCCUGAGCAUCAAUGACACCCAGCACGGGGGGGACCUGCUGCCCCCCUACCCCUGGCUCAAGGAGGAGCCCCCCCCCUUCGCCAGCUGCUGUCCCUCAGGGGGGCCCUUUGUGCCACCCCCCCCCGCCCUGCCCCAGGGGGAGCCGGGGGGCACCCACGGGGCCCCUGAGCUGACCCCCCCCACCCUCGCCGAGAUGGGGCCCCCCCUGGGUCCCCCGCCCGCCUGCCCGGUGGCACCGACACAGCACCUGAUGCCAGACCUGCUCGUCAGCCCCCACAUGCUGCCACUGACUGACCUGGAGCUGAAGUUCCAGUACCGGGGCCGCCAGGUCUGUGCCCUCACGGUGAGCAACCCCCACGGCUGCCGACUGUUCCACAGCAGCCUGGAGCCCACGCGGGAGCAGGAGGAGCUCUUCGGGCCGCUGACGCUGGAACAGGUGCCCUUCCCUGCUCCCGAUGCCAUUCCCAACGAGAAGCAGCGCUUCUACACCCACCAGCUGCUGGAUGUGCUGGACCGUGGGCUCAUCCUGGAGCUCCAGGGCCAGGACCUCUUCGCCCUCCGGCUCUGCCAGUGCAAGGUCUUCUGGACGGGGCCCUGUGCCAGCCCCCAGCCCGGCCCCAACCCCAUCCAGAGGGAGAUGAGGACCAAGCUCUUCAGCCUCGAGGGCUUCCUAAACGGGCUCAUCCAGUUCCAGAAGGGGCAAACCCCCACCCCACCCCCCUUCGAGAUCUUCCUGUGCUUUGGGGAGGAGUGGCCAGACCAGAAGCCCAAGGAGAAGAAGCUGAUCACGGUGCAGGUGGUGCCGGUGGCGGCCCGGCUGCUGCUGGAGAUGUUCUCCGGGGAGUUGUCCUGGUCGGCCGACAGCAUCCCGCUGCAGAUCUCCCACCCCGACCUCAAGGACAGGAUGGUGGAGCAGUUCAAGGAGCUGCACCAGCUCUGGCAGAGCCACCAGCGGCUGCCACCGGCACAGCCCCCGCCCGGCCCCUCCACCGCACCCUGGGCGCUGCCACCCGGGCCCCUGCCCCACUGAGGGGACGUGGGGGACACGGGGACACCACGGCACUGCCAGCCAGGCUGACCAGUACCCUGCGGCCGGCCAGGCUGGGGGAGCCAGGCCACCCAUCCCUGUCCCCUCAGGGUGGUGGAAUCAGGGCCACCCAUCCCUGUCCUUAUCCCUGUCCCCCAGAGCUGCUGGUGACCAGCACCCGAGGGUGCUCUGAGGGGCCAGGGCUGUGACCACCCUUGUC